UGCCAUAACACCGUGUACGUCGGGCGAGCACCAGACGCGUGUUUCACUUUUCCGCGAGAGCGCAGAGGGGCUCGCUUAAUACGCGUUGGGGGAAAGCGGACUAUAAAGACGGUGAUACCUUGGGGGGAAGCAUCCAGUAAAGUCUGGACUUUAACUAGAUCGUGAGAGACCUGGUAGACAUGAGAAUUUUGUUUCUCACGCUAUUAACGGGGCUGCUAGCCUUGGCCGUGUGCGAGGAGAAGCAGAUUGCAACUAAGAAAAUUGCGUCAAGCGAAAAUGCCGAAGGCACGGAGAAGAAACAGGAUAAGCGCGGGUUGAGUCACAUCGAGGGAGAUUACGGGGGACAGGACGAGGGCGGUUAUGGCGGCGGCGGUUAUGGCGGUGGCGAUUACGGCGGCGGCGAUUACGGCGGCGGGGGCGGUUUUGAAGGAGGUCACGAUAUCGGCGGUGGAGACAUCGGCGGUGGAGAUAUCGGCGGAGGUCACGAUAUCGGUGGAUAUGGCGGUGGUUAUGGCGGUGGUUAUGGCGGUGGUUAUGGCGGUGGUGGUGGCGGCGGGGGCGACGACGGUGGCAAAAUCAAACAGAUCACGAUUGUGAAGACCGAAAAGGUACCUUAUCCAGUUGAAAAGAAGGUUCAUUAUCCGGUGGAGAAGGAAGUACCGUAUCCUGUAAAAGUACCGGUACCGCAGCCGUAUCCCGUCGAGAAGAAGAUACCGGUACCGGUAAAGGUAUUCGUGAAGGUGCCAAUUCAUAUACCGCAACCGUAUCCCGUCGAAAAGAAGGUGCCCUAUCCUGUGCACGUACCGGUAGAGAGACCAGUGCCCUACAAAGUAUACGUGCCCCAACCGUAUCCGGUAGAGAAGAAAAUACCGUAUCCAGUGAAGGUACCAGUGCCACAGCCAUUUCCGGUGGAAAAGCCCGUACCGUAUACCGUAAAGGUCCCGGUACACGUGCCGCAACCCUUCCCCGUGGAGAAGCCGAUACCGUAUCCGGUGACAGUGCCCGUCGAUCGACCUUAUCCAGUACACAUAGUUAAACCGUAUCCGGUUCCCGUCGAGAAGCCGGUGCCCGUUCCGGUAGAAAAGAAGGUACCCUAUCCGGUCAAAGUGCCCGUAGAGCGACCGGUGGCUGUACCUGUGGAGAAGCCCGUGCCCGUUCACGUUAAGGUACCAAUACCGGCGCCGUAUCCGGUGGAGAAACCGGUACCCGUCCCGUUCGAGAAACCUGUGCCCUACGCCGUAAAAGUGCCUUACGAUCGACCCGUGCCAGUUCAUGUAACGAAGCAGGUGCCUGUGACGGUCCCCAAGGCGGUACCGUAUCCCGUAAAAGUGCCGGUGGCAGUACCAGUGCACGAUCACGGUUCUUCCGGGGGUGAUUAUGAGUCCAGCUUCGGGGGACACUCGGGAUAUUAGUAAAAAGCGUGACAGUGGAGGAUUUUUCGAUCGUUUCAGAGAAAAAUUAAUACAUGAAAGAGGAAAAGAAAUACGUUACGACGAUAUAAAUAUCUGUCACUAAACAGAAUUUGUUAACUCGACUGAUCAACAUCUUGAUGAAAAUGUAUAUAUAGUG
Formica exsecta is the source of this 1569-nucleotide messenger RNA. Its product is annotated as skin secretory protein xP2-like. Bases 180 to 1412 code for a protein of 410 amino acids. The transcript is spliced from 2 exons. Lineage: Eukaryota; Metazoa; Arthropoda; Insecta; Hymenoptera; Formicidae. The record is from RefSeq and is a predicted model, not a curated record.